AGGUGGGUGGGCAGAAAUACAGUUCAUGAACCAAUAUGGUUCUCACAUUAAGCAAGCUGUUUGACUCUGCCAAAUCCCAAUCGUUUUUUCUUAUUGGUCCAACUGCAUGAAAGGUUGGUUAAACUUUCACAGCAAAGAAAGCUGUUUGGGGAAAAGAUUUAGGGUGAGAGGGAGGAGAGGAAAUUCUUUAAUGGGGAGAGAAAAAAGCAAAGGCUUGAAGUGACUGCGAAAGACUGGUUUUUUUGGCUGCAUUGAUGGAUGAAAAGGAGCAGAAAGAGCAGCUGCAGACAAAGAAAUAACGUUUCCUGGGUUCUGCAGCCAUUUCUGAAUUAUUUUGAAGAACUUCUAGGUUAAAUUGAUUGCUUAAGCAGGGCACAAAAUGCCAAAGCAACACCAGAAAAAAAGAAGUUUAUGCCAACAAACUGGAGCACUUUUGUGGAAGAACAUACUUCUGAAAUGGAGGAUGAGGGUACAAAGUGUUCAGGAACUGUUCUCAUCAUUGAGUCUUCUCCUUUCAUUCUUAAUUUUGUCAUCCAUGAUUGAACUUCAUAGAAGUGGGGAAAUACCUUGGGCAUCUCUUGGACAACUAGAUGAUCCUGUCUUCAAUAGUACGGAUUCUACAAUUCUCUACACACCAGAUACAAAACUCACAAGAAAAGUAAUGGAAAAAUUAGAAAAUGUCUCUGUUUUGAAAGGCAUAAAGACAGAAUUGAUAGACAACGAAAAAGACUUCAUAGAGGAAUACAGCAGAAAUACUAUUGGAGUUGCAUUUCGGGAUGAUGUUUCCUAUGAACUUAGAUUUCCUUUGUAUUUGGUGCAAUCUCCAGAUGAUUUUAAUGCUGAAAUAGAUUUCUGUUACAACUUUUCAAAUCCGUAUUGUUCUUCUCCAAGAUACUGGUUCAAUGGAUUUAUAUCAGUGCAAUCCAGUAUUGAUAGUGCUCUUAUAGAAGAAAUCACCAAUCAUUCUGUCUGGGAUGAAAUGAAAUCCAUUCGUGCCAUCCGUAUGAGAACUCCUUUUAUUACAUCUGCAAGUAGUGUAGAAACCAGUCUAUUCUUUCUUGCUGCGACAGCAUGCUUUUCUCCAUUUAUGUACUUUUUGUCACAAAAUGUUUCAAGAGAGAAAAGGAAAUUAAAGGAGCUGAUGAAGACGAUGGGGCUACGAGAUAUGGCAUUCUGGUUAUCCUGGGCUUUGCUGUAUGCUAUUUACACUUUCAUAAUGUCCUGUGUGAUGGCAGCUUUUCUGAAUCAUUGGUUUUUGUCACAGUGCAGCUUUCUUGCCUUAUUCCACCUGUUCUUCUUAUAUGGCAUCUCAUCUAUAUGCUUCUGUUUCAUGAUCAGUUCUAUUCUUAAAAAGCCCAAAGCAACUUCCUUUGUUACUUCCAUCCUCAUUUUCUUUUUUGGAGCCCUCGCAAUUGUUACAUCAAUUUCUAGAAUUUCUGAACCUUUGGUAUGGAUUUUGAGCAUCUUCUGCCCUUUUGCCUUUGGUACUGAAAUCGCAAAGAUUUCGGUCACAUAUCAAAAAUAUGGACAACCCUUCUAUAUGACUCACCUGAUGAAGGAGCCAUAUGCCUAUAUCCAGUUUUUUGACAGUGUUUUAUACAUGCUGCUGACAUUGUAUUUUGACAAAGUUAUUCCUGACAAAUAUGGAGUGCCCUAUUCUCCCUUCUUUUUCCUAAAGAAGUCCUACUGGUUUAAAUCAAGAAAGCGAUUAUUGGGUGAAGUUUCUACCAAUGAACAAAGCAAAAUCUUCAAUGACAACUUUGAACCCGUACCACCUGAAUUUCAUGGGAAGGAAGAGAUUAGACUAAAUAACAUUAAAAAAACAUACGAAGUGAAGAAAACAAAAACCGAAGCUUUGAGAGGUUUAUCACUGAAUAUCUAUGAAGGCCAGAUCACUGCUAUACUUGGCCACAGUGGAGCUGGAAAAACGACACUGCUAAACAUUCUCAGUGGCCUUUCCAAGCCAUCAGAUGGCUCUGCAACUAUAUUUGGCUAUGAUAUAUCAGAAAGGGCAGAUAUGGAAGAAAUUAGAAAUAUAAGUGCUGUGUGCCCUCAAUUCAACAUUCAGUUUGAAUUUUUAACAGUGAAGGAAAACCUAAAGACUUUUGCUAAAAUAAAAGGUGUUCCAUCCAAUGAUAUAGAAAAGGAGGUUCAAACACUGAUGACCCUCUUGGAUAUCACUGGCAUUCAAAAUGUUCAAGCUAGCCAUUUAAGUGGUGGACAAAAACGAAAAUUAUCCCUUGCGAUUACAUUUUUAGGAGAGCCACAGGUCAUGCUUUUAGAUGAACCAACUGCAGGAUUGGAUCCCUAUUCUAGACACCAAGUGUGGUCAAUCUUAAAUGAACGCAAAACAGAUCGAAUUAUUCUGUUUACAACUCAGUUCAUGGAUGAAGCUGAUAUUCUUGCCAACCGGAAAGCUUUCAUUUCAUAUGGCAAGUUGACAUGUGUUGGUUCAUCUUUGUUCUUGAAGAAAAAAUGGGGUAUUGGCUAUCAUUUGAGGAUGCAUAUAAAUGAGAUGUGUGAUCCUGAGAGGACUACAUCUCUGGUGAAGCAACACAUUCCUGAUGCUAGAUUAUCAGAACAGCGUGAAAAUGAGCUGAGUUAUACCUUGCCCCUUGAACACAUGGAUAGAUUUCCAGGUCUGUUCUGUGACAUGGAUCAGCAGACAAACCUGGGCAUUGCUCAUUAUGGGGUCACUAUGACCACUCUGGAAGAUGUCUUUCUAAAGCUGGAAGGAAACGAAAUAAUUGAUGAAGAUUAUGGAGCUCAUCGUGGUGAGCGAGUGGAAGGGGGAAAAUGGGGUGAAAUGAGACAAGAAGAGCCAUUGCUCUCAGACACAGGAAAGGUAACACUUAGAGGCAUGGCACUCUGGAGACGGCAAGUUUGCGGCAUAGGAAGAAUGCACUUUUUGAAUCUCAAGCGCGAGGGCAAAGUCUGGGCAACGCUAUUACUUCUUAUUGGAAUUAUACUAGCACCUUUUAUCAUUCAGUACACUACUAUUGGUAUUUGGUCUACCCAGCAUAAUACGGAGAUUCAUUCUGGACUUUAUUUUGAGCCAGGAAAGCAAUUUUUUACAGGAACCUCUGGACUUCUGAUCGUUAAUGAUACAGGUGCAAACAUUGACACUUUUAUCCAUGCAGUGAAGAAACAGAAUAUCUCGCUGGAUGUAGUCUCUGGCAGUAACAUCAGUGACCAGUUAGUACACAAUGGAGCCAUAAAAGUAGCCACGGAAGACAAGAAAUACAGGUUCACAAUUAUGUGUCACUUGGAAGUAAUCAAUUGCUAUCCUGUCCUUGUCAACAUAAUAAGCAAUGCUUUUCUAAAAAUGUCAAAUUCAACUGCCCGUAUUCGAUUGUGGAAUCAUGCACUUCUAAGAGAGGGUUUUAACGAAGAACUUUGGGAGUUUUUUUCUGAAGGAUACAUUCUUGCAGCUGCUUUGUUAUUCCCAGCUUUUCCUCCAAACUUUGCAAUGGCAAGCAUCCGUGACUACAAGAUAAAAACUUGCUCUCAGCUGCAGAUUUCAGGAGUUUUCCCUUCUGCAUAUUGGUGUGGACAAGCUCUGGUGGAUAUUCCCUUGCUUUGCAUUGUAUUUCUCUUAGUGUUUUGGCCUUCGAUGAUACAAGUGUUCGCUACAUAUCUUCGUAUGACCAUGAUUACCUGUUUGGUAUCAUUUCUGCUUGGGUACAGCACAUCAGUUAUCACAUUCCAAUAUGUGCUUGCCUUUAUAUUUCGCAAAAAAUGGUAUCCUAGCAGCUUUUGGUCAUUUAUCCUCAUUUUGGUGACACUGGUUAUUAUUGUGAUCCAAUUUGCCCUUUUUCGUCUGACCUUUACGGCUUAUGUGCUGAUGUUUUUUAUUCCUACGUAUGGAUGUGUCGUCUUUUUGCAAUCUUUCUUAACAUUACAGCGCCUGUUUAGUCCUGAAGACGAGAAAUGGUACACUAGUACUAUAAAGCUACUGUGGGGCACCUCCUUUAUGCCAUAUCUCAGCUGUGCAGCUUUCAUGUUAUUACUUUGGUGGCUGGUGAGGAAAUAUAGCAAGCCAGUUAUGAGAAGAGAUCCUGUCUUUAGAAUUUCUCCCCAGAGCCAGAGCGUCCAUCAGAAUCCCGAAGAGCCCAGUGAAAAUGAUAGAGAUGUUAAAGAGGAAAGGGCAAGAGCUCAAACUGCCCUGGCAUCUGUAAAUCAGGAAGAGAAACCAGUUGUCCUUGUCCACAACCUGCGCAAGGAGUACAGAAGCAGGAAGAGCUGCUCCUGUUUGAAGAACAAGUCAGGAGGCAAAGUGGCCACUAGAACUGUCUCAUUUUGUGUUAAAAAAGGAGAAGUUUUAGGGCUAUUGGGACCCAAUGGAGCUGGUAAAAGUACAACAAUUAGCGUGAUAACAGGAGACACAAAUCCAACAGCUGGACAGGUGCUGAUAAAAGGGGCUCAUGUGUCAGCAGUGGAAGGGAACGCAGGUGGCUUUCUUGGCUACUGUCCUCAGGACAAUGCUCUCUGGCCCAAUUUGACGGUGAAAGAACAUCUGGAGAUUUAUGCAGCUGUGAAAGGGAUAAAGAAAGAUGCCACUGCUUCUGUUGUCGAUCGAAUAGCAAAAGCUCUAGAACUCCAAGAACAUUUGGAAAAGACUGUUAAGUCACUACCUGCUGGAUUAGCUAGAAAAUUAUGCUUUGCCCUGAGCAUUUUGGGAAAUCCUACUGUGAUACUGUUUGACGAACCAACUAUAGGAAUGGAUCCCAAAGGAAAACGUCAGGUCUGGAGAGCAAUUCGCUCUGUUUUGAAGGACAACAACCAGGGUGCCAUUCUGACCACUCACCACAUGGAAGAAGCUGAGGCAGUGUGUGACCGAGUAGCUAUCAUGGUGUCUGGACAACUCAGGUGCCUUGGCUCUAUUCAGUAUCUGAAAAGCAAAUUUGGCAAAAAUUAUUUACUCCAAAUAAAAGUAAAAGGAGUAGAGGAAGGAGAGCUUCUGAAUACUAGGAUUCUGCAGAUCUUCCCACGUGCAGCCCGUCAAGAAAGAAUAUCUACUUUAUUGAUCUACAAGGUCCCAAUGGAAGAUGCACUUCCUCUUUCCAAAGCAUUCUCCAUGCUAGAGGAAGCUAAACAAAGCUUCAAUCUGGAGGAAUACAGCUUUUCUCUGAACACUUUGGAGCAGGUUUUCCUAGAAGUUUGCAAAGAGCAAGAACAAGUUGAUGCCGACACAGUUCUGGAUACAGCUUUUGAAUGGAAGCACCUACAGGAGGCCGAUCCCUAAGUUGGUAACAACUUGACACAGUCAAAGAAACAACUCUGCCUUUCAGGAAGAUCACAUCUAGUUUAUAUCCUAGGCUGGAAGCCCCAAGGAAGAGGACAAUACAGUUGAUACCUAUUCCUCUAUAUUGUAAAAGAUAUAUGUAUGACUAACACCCUUAUUAGUCACAUUGUAAUAUUUGUGGACACUUUGAAUUUUAUUGGGGACAGCUAAUUCUCUGACACCAGAAGUGAUUUGCAGUUUUUCAAGUCACUUCUGACAUGAAAAAAAAUGGGGAAAGGUGCUUUUUCAGCUUUCUUUCAUUCUAAAGAAGGAAAAUGAAUUGGAGUGGAAGAAAUAGAAAUUCAUGAAUAUUUUAAAAUGUAUCAUGAAAAGUUAUGACUGAAAUGGUGCAAUUGUCAUCCAUUUGAAAAGUACAGAUGCCUUAUCUUGUUCUAAUAAAACCAAUGUACCCUGUGUUAAGAGAUAGAUCACUUACGUAUUUUAGCUACUCAAACAUUCCCUCUUGACUCCUCUAAGAGGUUUUUUUUUUCAAACAGACAAAAACUAAGCUAUUAAGAUAUAAACCAUCAACACUAUUGCUGUGACCUAAGGUAUAGACCAAGGGUCCACAAACUUUUAAAACAGAGGGCCAGGUCACAGUCCCUCAAACUAUUGGAGGGCCGGAUUAUAAUUUGAAAAAAAAAAUCAGUGAAUUCCUAUGCACGCUGCACAUAUCUUAUUUGUAAUGCAAAAAACACUUAAAAACAAUACGAUAAUUGAAAUGAAGAACAGUUUUAACAAAUAUAAACAAAUAUUUCAACGGGAAGUGUGGACCUGCUUUUGGCUGAUGAGAUAGGAUUGUUUUUGUUGUUGUGUGCUUUCAAGUCAUUUCAGACUUAGGUUGACCUUGAGCGAAGGCUGGGUAAAUGACCUUGGAGGGCCGUAUCUGGCCCCCGGGCCUUAGUUUGAGGACCCCUGAUCUAACUUGAUGAUUACUUCAUCCUUCUCCUCAGUCUAUUUGGAUUAAAGCUACAGGAAUCUAAAUCCCAUGUCCACUUUGCCAACUUUAGGAUCAGAAGUGACAUGGGAUAAGCAUAGACAACGAAGGACAGCACAAGAUCUGUUGCUGCCUGAAGCAAAAGUGCUAAUGACAACACUUUCCCAUCUUUAAGCCAAGGUGCAUUAUGCUUAAAGACAGUCAAGGUAUUUGAUACGUGAACGGGACAAUCUCACGAGCAUCAUUCCCAUUUCUGGCAGUAGAAAUAUAACAAGACUAAUAGAUUAAAACAACUUGAUUUGUGGCAUGCCAACUCAGCUGCCCAAAGCAAAAUCAAUUAUACUUUUUUCAAAAUGUAUUUAAUUUUUUUAAAAAAACCCACUUUCCUUCAAACUUACAGGAUUAAGAAUUAUCAUUAAAAUUUCAAUAUUCAGUUAUAAUAACGCAGCAAAAGAUUUAUUUUGUAAUUUGUGAUAAUCAACACAAUAAUGCAGUAUUAACUAUGAACAAUAUUAGCAGUAUUCAUUUUUUGUUCAUUCUUUGGUGCUGGUCAUCGACCAUAAUAAAUAAAUAUAUAUAAUUUCAGCAAUAUGAAUUAAAUAUCCUGUUUUUUAAAAAAUAAAUAAAUGAUAUACUGUUUAAACUACAA
Messenger RNA from Anolis sagrei ordinatus, 6870 nucleotides. The record is from RefSeq and is a predicted model, not a curated record. Lineage: Eukaryota; Metazoa; Chordata; Lepidosauria; Squamata; Anolidae.